Molecule: messenger RNA, 5689 nt
Organism: Cercocebus atys (sooty mangabey)
Lineage: Eukaryota; Metazoa; Chordata; Mammalia; Primates; Cercopithecidae
Gene: PRKACB
Product: protein kinase, cAMP-dependent, catalytic, beta
Exons: 13
Coding region: 1411-2487 (358 amino acids)
Biological process (GO): peptidyl-serine phosphorylation
Cellular component (GO): nucleus; cAMP-dependent protein kinase complex
Molecular function (GO): ATP binding; cAMP-dependent protein kinase activity
Source: RefSeq, a predicted model, not a curated record
UUGUAACCUGGUUUCCUAGAGAUUGUCCUGUGUCUCUGUAGCUUAAUUGUUAUUUAAUGAUUGAUCAGAGGUUGCACUCAAACACUGGGCCCAGCCAGUGCUUAUGGAACUGUGUGGGAAUUGAGGAGCACGUGCAAUAUUUAGGCAGUUUGGAAGUCUGUACCAGCUUUAACUUUCCACUGGGCCCUCUUUCAUCUCCUUUGUGCGCAUCAUUACCUCUCAGUCAGAUUGUAUACAGUAAGGUGGGCAGACUGGGUAGCCUGGUGAAUGUACAUAGCCUCUGUCUGCCUGUCUCAUCUUAAUUUACCCUGUUAUGUUUCUUGCUCUACCACCAAUGUGCUGCUUAGCCCUACCAGGGCCAUAGCCUUAGACUUGUAGAGCUGGGCACUUUCCUUAUUAAUUUCUUUCAGUUUGCAUUCUUCGUUGACAGUAUCACUAAUGGGUUUUUUGGCCUCCACUCCAAAUCAAAUCAGCCCCUUCUCAUGUCAGCCCCUUCUCAUGUCAGCCCCUUCCAGAAGUGAAGCUGCUAGUUUUCAUGACCAGCCCUACCCUGGUAGAAGUACUGUCCUGACUGAGCUCUAAAGGAGUGGGAGCAGCCCCAGGCAAGAACAUCUCUGACUCCCACUGUUUUUAAGCAGAGUUCAGUGGUUCCUCACAAAUAAAUGUUUCUCAAUUUGUUGUUUAUGACUGCUCAAUUUCCAGAGCCAUGAAAUCAUUGUUUUUGAUAAUUCUGUCCAGCUUCAUAGUUGUUUCUUGGGGAGAUUUCCUGACUUACUUCCACAUCACCAAGUCCUGCUUCACAUGGCAACUGUUAAAAUGGCAAGUUCACAUGCUGAAGUUCUACUUAUCAAGGAACCAUUCUAUAGAUUCUUUGUACCAUUUUGGUACAAAUUUUGGAUCUCUGGUAAUCAGAACAAUCUGUUCGCCAUGCUACCUAGUCAGUCUACCUUGCUAUACAAUCUGUCAUCUGAGUCCUAUUUGAUAUGAGGAAUUUUACAUUUCUGCAAUAAUUGCCAGUAACUUUUUUGUGUAGUAUUUUCUUUUGAAUACCACAUGGAUGGCAUCUGACACUGUUUGUAAUGCUGAAUUUAAUGGAAGUUUACAAAUAAGUUAUUCUAUGAUUCUCCUUUAAAAAUGCAGAUACACAUAUAUGUAUAUAGUAUUAUAUCCUGUCUCUUCCGUAACACAGAAUGUUUAAAUGGUUAACAUUUGUGCUGCAGUAUAGCUUUCUGGCUCAUGAAAAAUGAAAGCUAUCAGCGAUCUGGGCAAUAAGAUUCAUCGCCAAUAGUCACUAGCAACAGCACACAGCAUUUUAAUAUCAGCGAGGUCCACAGCUAGCAGUAAGAGCUGGUGUAAUUGAAAGACGUUUAGGUGCAAUCAUUCUGCUGUUUGCUCCUUGCCAGGUUCAACAUGGGAUUGUCACGCAAAUCAUCAGAUGCAUCUGCUUGCUCCUCUUCAGAAAUAUCUGAUUCCUUUGUGAAAGAGUUUCUAGCCAAAGCCAAAGAAGACUUUUUGAAAAAAUGGGAGAAUCCAACUCAGAAUAAUGCCGGACUUGAAGAUUUUGAAAGGAAAAAAACCCUUGGAACAGGUUCAUUUGGAAGAGUCAUGUUGGUAAAACACAAAGCCACUGAACAGUAUUAUGCCAUGAAGAUCUUAGAUAAGCAGAAGGUUGUUAAACUGAAGCAAAUAGAGCAUACUUUGAAUGAGAAAAGAAUAUUACAGGCAGUGAAUUUUCCUUUCCUUGUUCGACUGGAGUAUGCUUUUAAGGAUAAUUCUAAUUUAUACAUGGUUAUGGAAUAUGUCCCUGGGGGUGAAAUGUUUUCACAUCUAAGAAGAAUUGGAAGGUUCAGUGAACCCCAUGCCCGGUUCUAUGCAGCUCAGAUAGUGCUAACAUUCGAGUACCUCCAUUCACUAGACCUCAUCUACAGAGAUCUAAAACCUGAAAAUCUCUUAAUUGACCAUCAAGGCUAUAUCCAGGUCACAGACUUUGGGUUUGCCAAAAGAGUUAAAGGCAGAACUUGGACAUUAUGUGGAACUCCAGAGUAUUUGGCUCCAGAAAUAAUUCUCAGCAAGGGCUACAAUAAGGCAGUGGAUUGGUGGGCAUUAGGAGUGCUCAUCUAUGAAAUGGCAGCUGGCUAUCCCCCAUUCUUUGCAGACCAACCAAUUCAGAUUUAUGAAAAGAUUGUUUCUGGAAAGGUCCGAUUCCCAUCCCACUUCAGUUCAGAUCUCAAGGACCUUCUACGGAAUCUGCUGCAGGUGGAUUUGACCAAGAGAUAUGGAAAUCUAAAGAAUGGUGUCAGUGAUAUAAAAACUCACAAGUGGUUUGCCACGACAGAUUGGAUUGCUAUUUACCAGAGGAAGGUUGAAGCUCCAUUCAUACCAAAGUUUAGAGGCUCUGGAGAUACCAGCAACUUUGAUGACUAUGAAGAAGAAGAUAUCCGUGUCUCUAUAACAGAAAAAUGUGCAAAAGAAUUUGGUGAAUUUUAAAGAGGAACAAGAUGACAUCCGAGCUCACACUCAGUGUUUGCGCUCUGUUGAGAGAUAAGGUAGAGCUGAGACCGUCCUUGUUGAAGCAGUUACCUAGUUCCUUCAUUCCAACGACUGAGUGAGGUCUUUAUUGCCAUCAUCCCGUGUGUGCACUCUGCAUCCACCUAUGUAACAAGGCACCGCUAAGCAAGCAUUGUCUGUGCCAUAACACAGUACUAGACCACUUUCUUACUUAUCUUUGGGUUGUCUUUCUCCUCUCCUACAUCCAUUUCUUCCUUUUCCAGUUUCAUUGGUUUUCUCUAAACAGUGCUCCAUUUUAUUUUGUUGGUGUUUCAGAUGGGCAGUGUUAUGGCUACGUGGUAUUUGAAGGGAAGGAUAAGUGUUGCUUUUAGUAGUUCUUGCCAAUAUUGUUGUUGGUCAAUGGCUUGAAGAUAAACUUUCUAAUAAUUAUUUUUACUUUGAGUAGCUCAGACUCGGUUUUGCCAAAACUCUUGGUAAUUUUUGAAGAUAGACUGUCUUAUCACCAAGGAAAUUUAUACAAAUUAAAACUAACUUUCUUGGAAUUCACUAUUCCGGCAGUAAAUUUUGGUAGACUAAUACAGUACAGCUAGACCCAGAAAUUUGGAUGGCUGUAGAUCAGAGGUUCUAGUUCCCUUUCCCUCCUUUUAUAUCCUCCUCCCCUUGAGUAAUGAAGUGACCAGCCUGUGUAGUGUGACAAAUGUGUCACUUUCAGCAGGAAAAACUAAUGAUAUGGAUCAUCACCCAGAUUCUCUCACUUGGUACCAGCAUUUCUGUAGGUAUUAGAGAAGAGUUCUAAGUUUUCUAAACCUUAACUGUUCCUUAAGGAUUUUAGCCAGUAUUUUAAUAGAACAUGGUUAAUGAAAGUGACAAAUUUUACAGUUUCUCUAAUAGUCCUCAUCAUAAACUUUUUAAGUGAAAAUAAGCAAACUAAAAAGAACAUUGGUUUGGAUAAAUACUUACACUUUGCAAAGUCAAAAAAUGGCUUGGUUAUUGAAAACAUUAUAGAGGUAUUCAUAUUUAAAUGAGGGUUUACGUUUGUUUUGUUCUGUAACCCUUAAAAAGAAGUUGUUUCCAGCUAAUUAUUCUGGUAUACUAUAUUUGUGAGCCUAGGGUAGGGGCACUGCUGCAACUUCUGCUUUCAUCCCAUGCCUCAUCAAUGAGGAAAGGGAACAAAGUGUGUAAAACUGCCACAAUUGUAUUUUAAUUUUGAGGUAUGAUAUUUUCAGAUAUUUCAUAAUUUCUAACCUCUUUUCUGUCAGUAAACAGAAUGUCUGAUCGAUCAUGCAGAUACAAUUUUGGUAUUUGAGAGGUUAGGUUUUUUUCUACACUUUUUUUUGCCAACUGACUUAACAACAUUGCUGUCAGGUGGAAAUUUCAAGCACUUUUGCACAUUUAGUUCAGUGUUUGUUGAGAAUCCAUGGCUUAACCUAGUUGUUUUUCUGGUUUUUUCUUUACUUUUAAUUUUCCCCAUCUGAUUUUAUCUCUGCGUUUCAGUGACCUACCUUAAAACAACACACAAGAAGGGUUAAACUGGGUUCAUUUUAAUGAUCAAUUUACAUGCAUAUAAAAUUUGUUGUUUUUAAUCAAGCUGAUCUUAAUGUAUAUAAUCAUUCCAUUUGCUUUAUUAUCGGUGCAGGUAGGUCACUCACACCACUUCUUUUCAUCUGUACCACACCCUUGUAAAACCUUUGAAGACAUAAAAAAAUCCUGUCUGAGAUGUUCUCUCUACCAAUCUAUAUGUCUUUCGGUUAUCAAGUGUUUCUGCAUGGUAAUGUCACGUAAAUGCUGAUAUUGAUUUCACUGGUCCAUCUAUAUUUAAAACAUGCAAGAAAAAAAUUAAAAUACUCUGCUCUAGCAAGUUUUAUGUAACAAAGACAUAUCGUCAUGUUAAUAAAUUUAAAACAUCAUUUGUAUAAAAUAUUUUAAUUUUCUUGUAUUUCAUUUAGACCCAAGAACAUGCUGACCAAUGUAUUCUAUAUGUAAACUACAAAUUCUAUGGUAGCUUUGUUGUAUAUUAUUGUAAAAUUAUUUUAAUAAGUCAUGGGGAUGACAAUUUGAUUAUUACAAUUUAGUUUUCAGUAAUCAAAAAGAUUUCUAUGAAUUCUAAAAAAAAUAUUUUUUUCUAUGAAAUUACUAGUGCCCAGCUGUAGAAUCUACCUUAGGUAGAUGACCCCUAGACAUACAUUGGUUUUGAGGGCUAUUCAGCCAUUCCAUUUUACUCUCUAUUUAAAGGCCGUGAGCAAGCUUAUCAUGAGCGAAUACGUCAAGGGAGUCAAUUUCUGACCAAUCAAGUACUCUAAAUUAGAAUAUUUUUAAGGUAUGUAGAAUUCCCAGUUUCAGCCACAAUUUAGCCAAGAACAAGAUAUAAACUUGAAUAAGAAGUAAGUAGCAUAAAUCAGUAUUUAACCUCAAAUUACAUUAUUUGAAACAGAAGAUACUAUGUUAUGCUCAGUAAAUAAUUAAGAGAUGGCAUUGUAUGAGAAGGAGCCCUAGACUGAAAGUCAAGACAUCUGAAUUUCAGGCUGGAAAACUAUCAGUAUGAUCUCAGCCUCAGUUCUCUUGUCUGUAAAAUAGAAGAACUGGAUUAGGCAGUUUGUAAAAUUCCUCCUAACUUUCACAGUUGAUGACAAGAUUGUCUUUUCAUCUGAAAUUUUGAAGGGUAUGUUGCUUUGAAGUAAGUCUUAGUAAGGCAAUAUAUUUUAGGGCAUCUUUCUUCUUAUCUCUGACAGUGUUCUUAAAAUUAUUUGAAUAUCGUAAGAACUUGGUGUCUGUCCUAAUUCCUUUCUCACUCACUGAUGCUGAACACCCAGUUGAAUCAAACUGUCAACCUACCAAAAAAGAUACUGUGGCUUAUGGGUAUUGCUGUCUCAUUCUUGGUAUAUUCUUGUGUUAACUGCCCAUUGGCCUGAAAAUACUCAUUGUAAGCCUGAAAAAAAAAAUUUCUUUCCCACUGUUUUUUCUGCUUGUUGUAAGAAUCAAAUGAAAUAAUGUAUGUGAAAGCACCUUGUAAACUGUAACCUAUCAAUGUAAAAUGUUAAGGUGUGUUGUUAUUUCAUUAAUUACUUCUUUGUUUAGAAUGGAAUUUCCUAUGCACUACUGUAGCUAGGAAAUGCUGACAACAACUGUGUUUUUUAAUUAAUCAAUAACUGCAAAAUUAAAGUACCUUCAAUGGAUAAGACAA